AUGCGCAAUGAUGGCGGACAAAAAAACCAAAGUCGACGCCCCAUCCCAUUUCCUAUAUCAUGGAGGGCGUGGUCCAUUAUUGCAUUAUUAUUAACUGCGCACAUCUGUUCUGCUCACAACGCAUAUAAUCUUGGGCUCGUUCCCGGACAAGGGCACAUUUACACCUUGCGAGACCCUUUCAAGAUGGCUCCCUCUCCCUCUCACUCGACCGGUUCACUCUCAACCGCACCCACUGAAUGUUCCACCGAACGAGACGCUGCGCAAGUUCCCACGCAGAGUGAAAAGACAAUGGAAGACCUCGAGCAACAACCUACAAGUCAAACUCACCAUCACCACAGACAUAAACAUGGAGUGCCCCACUGGAGGAUAGUCGCCAGUCAGACACUUAUAACCGAUGACGUGCUGAAUCACGAGUAUCGCGGUUCUGGCACCGAGGACGAUCCCUAUGUCGUCGAAUUCAUCCCCAACGACCCUCGCAAUCCCAUGGAAUUCUCGCAAUUGAAGAAAUGGUUCAUUACCAUGACUGUCGCCAUUGCCACUCUUGCAGUAGCUUUCGUCUCCUCCUCUUAUUCGGGAAGUGCAAGAGAAGUCAUCCAGGAAUUCCAUAUUAGCCAGGAGGUCUAUACACUUGGAAUAUCGUUAUUCGUGCUAGGCUUUGCUCUCGGCCCUCUUUUGUGGGCUCCUCUGUCAGAACUAUACGGCCGACAACUGCUGUUCUUUGGCACCUACGCCGCUCUCACGGCAUUCAAUGCAGGGGCGGCUGGUGCGAACUCAGCCACCACGCUGAUCGUUCUUCGGUUUUUUGCGGGAACAUUUGGAUCCUCCCCCUUGACAAAUGCCGGCGGUGUCAUCGCUGACAUGUUUGCUGCAAAUGAGAGAGGUAUCGGAAUGUCCAUUUUCGCGGCUGCACCUUUCCUCGGCCCAGUCAUAGGCCCCAUUGUGGGAGGCUUUGUUGGUGAGACCAUUGGUUGGCGGUGGAACGAAGGGAUCAUGGCCUGCUUCACAGGGGCUCUCUGGAUAUUCGGCGCCCUGACCAUUCCGGAAACGUAUUCACCUGUCAUACUCCGGAAACGGGCGAGCCUCUUGUCGCAAAGAACCGGCAAGGUGUACGUUUCCGUCUUGGAGCUGAAACAAGGCAAGACGACACCCAAAGCCGCGUUCCAAAAAUCCAUGGCAAGGCCGUGGGCUCUUCUCUUCCUUGAGCCCAUUGUGUUGUUAAUCUCCAUCUUCAUGGCGAUAAUCUACGGUACUCUAUACAUGCUAUUCGGGGCCUUUCCCAUUGUGUAUCAGCAAGGACGUGGCUGGUCACCCGGUAUUGGCGGCCUUGCAUUCUGUGGAGUGGCAGUCGGUAUGCUGGCCGGUGUGGCCUACAGCAUCUACGACAACAAGCGAUACGCCAGGAUCGAAGGAGAAAACGACGGAGAGGCUCCUCCGGAAGCUCGUCUUCCGCCAGCUGCGAUCGGCGCAGCCGCUUUGCCGAUCGGGCUGUUCUGGUUUGCCUGGACAAAUUCGCCUUCCAUUCACUGGAUCGUCAGCAUCAUCGCGACAGCCCCCUUCGGCUUCGGAAUGGUGUUGGUGUUUUUGGGAUGCAUGAACUAUCUCAUCGAUGCCUACACCAUUUACGCUGCCUCGGUACUGGCGGCGAAUUCGGUUCUGCGAUCGCUGUUCGGUGCAGCAUUCCCCUUGUUCACUACCUACAUGUACCAGAAUCUCGGCAUCCACUGGGCAUCCUCGAUACCCGCCUUCCUCGCCCUGGUUUGUGCACCCUUCCCGUUCGUCUUCUAUAGAUACGGCAAGCCCAUCAGGUUGAAGUGCAAGUAUGCCGGUCAGGCACACGCCAUCAUGGUCCAAAUGCGCGAACAGGAGAAACGACUGAAGGAAGAAGAGGAGCGAGAGGCUGCCAUGGAAAGUGACAGUGAUGAUACUGGAAGCAAUGAGAUCGGCCAGGUGGAAACUCGGCAUAGUAUUGCCAGUCUCAGACCGAGUCUCCUAAACAUGGUCCGCACGGGCUCGCGGGCUUCGAGGGCAUCGCGAGCCUCACGCCCGACCCGAGCUUCGUCCAACGCAUCUCGCGCCGGGCGGACGGCCAAGAUGGAGGACUUUGGCCGGGUAUACAGCCAUGCCAGCCAUCAUCACUUUUAA
This is a messenger RNA of Exophiala dermatitidis NIH/UT8656, 2142 nucleotides long. Its product is annotated as MFS transporter, DHA1 family, multidrug resistance protein. The transcript has a single exon. Lineage: Eukaryota; Fungi; Ascomycota; Eurotiomycetes; Chaetothyriales; Herpotrichiellaceae. Gene Ontology annotation, molecular function: transmembrane transporter activity. Bases 1 to 2142 code for a protein of 713 amino acids. The record is from RefSeq and is a predicted model, not a curated record. Gene Ontology annotation, biological process: transmembrane transport.